Messenger RNA from Taeniopygia guttata (zebra finch), 2668 nucleotides. RefSeq names its product mas-related G-protein coupled receptor member X1. Gene Ontology annotation, biological process: G protein-coupled receptor signaling pathway. Gene Ontology annotation, molecular function: G protein-coupled receptor activity. Lineage: Eukaryota; Metazoa; Chordata; Aves; Passeriformes; Estrildidae. The record is from RefSeq and is a predicted model, not a curated record. Gene Ontology annotation, cellular component: plasma membrane.
ACUAAGCUUAAUUUUUCUUUAAACUCUAAAUCUCCAUGAUUUAAAAUUCUUUUACUAUCACUGAAACAGGAACUGUUUCUGAGAAGCACCCAGCUGCCUCACCUACACAUCCAGCACUGGCAGCAUUCCAGUGCCACCAGCAUCACCAGCAUUCCUCUGCUGCUGCAGGGACAGUGAUCACUCAGGGAAGAGUAACAAGGAAUGGUAGAAACUGGUCUGGAGAGUGAAGGCAGUUGGAGAAUGGGACAUUCUGCAGGGAAGGAGGGUUUCUCAUCAGGAGAGAAAGAUGAGCCAAUCAAAAAAUCAUCAUUUAGAGAUUCUGAGAAAUACCACUUCCUCUGAAGAAGAAAAAAAAAAAAAAAACCAGACCCACGCCUGAGACAAGUAACUCAGAGGAACUGAAUUUCUGAAGUAGGCAAAGUUACAAUUUUUCAAUCCCUCACUCCUCCAUGCACUUUCUCCUUCAUGUCACUGAACUAGCAGGAGCCACUUUAGGACAUGGAUCCCAAAGGAGCAAGAGGUUCCAGGAAGCGCCGCUGAUCUGCACAGACCUUUGCCUGCUGCUGCCCCACAGAGAACAGGGAGCUGCUGAGGAGCCUCAUGGUCCAUCCCUGGAUUCUCCAAGCACUGACUCCCAAUCCACUCUGACCACAGAGGGCCACAUCCCACCGCCUGCCCAGCGUCCAUCCAUGGAGGUGACCACCGUGUCCCCACCUGCCAUCUCACCCACUGAAGGAGAUGAUUUGUGUGAGACAGAUAUUCCCGGUGUGGCCAUGCACAUUGUGACACUGCUCAUCUGCCUCUGUGGGCUGGCUGGGAAUGGGGCUGUCCUGUGCCUCCUUCAACUGGAAAUUUGUAACUAUCGCAUCUUUAACCUGGCUGUCAUUGACUUCCUCUUCCUUCUCCUCACAGUCCCCUCCGCCCUGCUCUCCCUGGUGGACGACAUGUCCUGCUCUCGUAUUGUGCCCCUGCUGUACCUGAAUUUAUUUUUCCAACUGUCAGUGCUGUCCUACUACUGGGGGCUGUACUGGCUGAUGCCCAGGGACCCUCUGUACUAUAUAGAAAAGAUCUUCCAUCUCUGCUGCCGCUGCAAACUUCCUCUGCGCCUGAUGUGGUUGCUGAACGGUGUCCAAUUCUGGACCUUCUUUGCUCUCUUCACUGUCAUUCCUGUGGUGACAUUCCUGUGCCCAUCACACCAGCUGGAGCUCUGCCGGGCAGCUUUCAUCUCCAUGAACACCAUCAUCCUGCUCCUCUUGGCUGCACCCCUGCUGGUUUCCAGCACAAUUGAUUUCAUUAAGGCCAAGUGGGGCUCCCAGCAGCAGCAACCCAAGAGGCGCGACAUCGCUAUCGCCCUCAUUGUGCUCCUCACUCUCCUUCUCAUUUUCUGGAAUUUCCUGCAGCAGCUCGGUUAUAUCCUUGUGCCCUCCCAGGCUGUUUUCCUGCUUUACUGCAUCAACAGCAGCUUCAAACCCUUCAUCUACUUCUUGGUGGGGAGGUGCUGGAGGCCCUGCUCUGUGAGAUCCCUCCAGCUCUCCCUGCAGAGGGUCUUUGAGAAGCCAAAACCAAAAAAAGCCUGCAGAAAUGAUGCCCUGAGGGAGACAGGGGUCUGAGCCGGUUGAUCCCUUCCACUGCUCUGCUGAAGGACCCCAGGAGAGUGGCAGAAAGUUUCCUUGAGAUUAAACAAUAUCCACGAGAUAACGCUCCCCAUGGUGGUGUAUGCCUGCAGGAGAAGGGAGCAGGAGCAUUGCCUUGGGUGAUUUUUGGGGGAUGCUCUGCAGGGAGCACAUUGGAGCAUGGCUUUCCUCCUCCCUCCUGGAUCCACAUGGCUCCAGGCAGUGCAGCUGGGCUCAGUGCUGUUCCCCAGCUCUAUUCCCCAUGGAAUGACCCUCAUGGCCUCGGCCUCAGCGAAUGAACUCCUUUGGCUCAGCAGAUGAGUUUCAUGGUGUUUUCAGGGAGCUCUUGCCAGCAAAGAAGGGGAUGUGUUAAACCCUGGUAAGGCCUGGGGACACACCCAACAUGGGGUGUCGGAGAUUUCCCAAAUCCCUGCAGGGCUGGUACCUCUCAAUGGCAGGAGAGGGGUUGGGAUCACACGGAGCAUCCUUCCUCUUCUGUCCGGCAGAGCCAGACCUGCAUUCCCAGCUGAUGGGAAGGGGCACCAGGUAGGGCUGCAGAGCUGAGGAGGGACAGCAACAUUCCCUUAUUCUUUCAGUGGGAAUUUGUCAUGUUCUCUAAUUCCAGAAUUUAAUCCUUCUGACUAAAGUGCAGGGUCCAUAGUGAACUCCUUUGAAGCCUUUGAUGCCUGUGACCAAAAAGAGCUUGAAACAUGGAAAUUCCCAUCACCGGAUUCUUGGACCAUUGAAUUGCACAGAAAUCAGGGCGUUAUGCUGCUCUUCUGCAGAAUGGGGCCAUCUUCUGCUUCCCCAGCAUCAAUGUCCAAGGGAGCCCUUGACCACCUCCCUCCUGAGCCUGGCCACCCUCAGGAGGAGCUGAACAGCAACUCUGCACAGCAGCUUCAGCCACAGCCCAGGCUGUGCUGAUCUUUGCAUUCUGUAACCAGCCCUAAAUUAAGUUUGCAUUUAUGUUUUCUUUGAUUCCAACGUGGUAAAACUGACCACAGAAGUUGUUGAAUAAACAACAUCCAGGCUUCACUGCAGAGCCUUUCCCUGGU